Molecule: messenger RNA, 598 nt
Organism: Musca domestica (house fly)
Lineage: Eukaryota; Metazoa; Arthropoda; Insecta; Diptera; Muscidae
Exons: 2
Coding region: 83-598 (171 amino acids)
Source: RefSeq, a predicted model, not a curated record
GGUGUAUAAAAGCAAUGACCAAACCAGAAAAAUUAUCAUUGACAACAGCGUUUGAAGAUUUAAAGCAACAACACAGAAAACAAUGAAUUUUUUACAAUUCUUCAUGGCAAUCAGCCUCUCCGCCCUUGCCUCCUGUGAAGUGAGCCGAGCCUACUUACCGGUUAGCAACCGGGAAAUGCCAUUAUCCGAUGAAGCCGUCGGCGAUCUAAUGGCCACCGAGAGCAAUAAUCUUCCACCACCCAAAACCAACGAUUUAAAUUCACCUGAAGUUCGACUCUUUCCGCCACUUACUCGCGAGGAUCGCACUUUUAAUCAUCACAAUUAUUACCAACAACAACUACAUCUGCAGCAACAGCAACACCAGCAAUUAUUACAAAAUCUAGGAGGUGGUGGUUUUUAUUAUCAAAAAUACUAUGGCGUGGUACCCUUGAGGGCUAUAUAUCUGGAUCGUUCGGGUGGUUAUGGUAAUAAGCUAGGAAAUGGAGGAAUUCAAGAAUUGGCAAAUGGUGUUUAUGUAUUCAAACCCCUAGACAACAGUAUAUUUGAAGGUGUUCCAGUUGGCAAUGGAAAAGGUUAUGUUUUCGAUAAAAAGUAUUGA